Capsaspora owczarzaki ATCC 30864 is the source of this 2025-nucleotide messenger RNA. RefSeq names its product elongation factor Tu. Gene Ontology annotation, biological process: translation. The transcript has 8 exons. The record is from RefSeq and is a predicted model, not a curated record. Lineage: Eukaryota; Filasterea; Ministeriida; Capsasporidae. The coding region runs from base 19 to 1722 and encodes 567 amino acids. Gene Ontology annotation, molecular function: GTPase activity; GTP binding; translation release factor activity. Gene Ontology annotation, cellular component: translation release factor complex.
GCUGCCAAGACCGUCAGAAUGUCGCUCAAUCCAAAGGCAAUGGCGUUCAACCCGAAUGCACCGGCCUUUGUGCCCAGCUUUGCAGCCGCGCCUGCCCCCGCUCCCGCUGCUGCCCCUGCUCCUGUUGCUGCUGCCCCUGCCUCUGCUCCUGCUCCUGCUCCUGCUCCGGCUCCGGCUCCAGCUGCAGCACCAGUCGCACCAAAGCCUGUUGCUGCCGCUGCCCCUGCCCCUGCCCCGGCACAGGCUGCCUCACCCAAGCCUGCCGCUAGCCCCGCGCCUGCUGCGCUCGAUGAGGAUGAAAGCAGUGGCGGAUCGUCGCCCGCGCCUGUUGCAGUUGUCGAGGAGGACGACCCCCGCGAGCACCUCAACAUUAUCUUCAUUGGCCACGUUGAUGCCGGCAAGUCCACCAUCGGCGGUCACAUCAUGUUCUUGACAGGCAUGGUUGACAAGCGCACCCUCGAAAAGUACGAGCGCGAGGCCAAGGACCAAGGCAUGGGCUCCUGGUACCUCUCGUGGGCACUCGACACCAACCCCGACGAGCGUGAGAAGGGCAAGACGGUCGAGGUCGGCCGCGCCACGUUUGGCACGAGCAAGAAGCGCUUCACCAUUCUCGAUGCCCCCGGUCACAAGAGCUACGUCCCCAACAUGAUUGGCGGUGCCGCUCAGGCUGACGUCGCCGUGCUCGUCAUCUCUGCGCGCAAGGGCGAGUUUGAGACUGGCUUUGAGCGCGGUGGUCAAACUCGUGAGCACGCCAUGCUCGUCAAGACUGCCGGUGUCAAGCAUCUCGUUGUCGUCAUCAACAAGAUGGACGACCCGACCGUCGGCUGGGCGCAAGAGCGCUACGACGAGUGCGUCAGCAAGCUCACCCCAUACCUCAAGCAGUGCGGCUACAACACUGCCAAAGACGUUACUUUCAUGCCUGUCUCGGGCCAAGCUGGUCUUAACCUCAAGGAACCCCUCACAAAGGCUGUUUGCCCGUGGUUUAGCGGCCCCUCUCUCCUGACCUUCCUUGACGACCUGCCGACGAUUGUUCGUGUCUCUACUGGCCCGCUGCGCCUCCCGAUCAGUGACAAGUUCAAGGACAUGGGCGUGGUCGUCAUGGGCAAGAUUGAGUCCGGCAGCAUUACCCGAGGCGAAAAGCUCAUGAUCAUGCCAAACAAGACUGUCGUUGAAGUCAUCGGGAUCUCGCAAGAUGAGAAGGAUGUUUCUCACGCCUCGUCUGGCGAGAACGUCAAGGUCAAGCUGCAAGGCUGCGAAGAGAAGGAUGCCAUGCAAGGAUUUAUUCUGUGCCGCGCCGACGAUCCCGUGCACGCAUGCCAAACAUUCGAUGCUCAGAUUGCGCUGCUCGAGUACAAGUCAAUUAUCUGCGCCGGCUUCUCCGCCGUGUUGCACGUGCACACCGCUGUCGAGGAAGUGACCAUUAUUGAUUUCAUUGCCAACGUCGACAAGAAGACUGGCAAGCCCAUCAAGACCAAGCCAAGGUUUAUCAAGCAAGGCAUGGUUGUUAUUGCUCGUUUCCAGACCACCGGAUCGGUGUGCAUGGAGACCUUCAAGUCGGUCCCCCAGCUCGGCCGCUUCACCCUUCGCGAUGAAAACAAGUCGAUCGCCAUCGGCAAGAUCCUCAAGCUCAACCCCUGCCCACCGCAGGAGCUCAAGGCCAGCAGCUCCAACCCCGCCGACCUUCUGGCUGCCAUCGCUACCGACGCCAGCUCAGACGAAUAAGCACCGCGUUAGCAACACAUGUUACUCUAGUUUGUUGUUGCGAAUCCCAGUCAAUGGUUUGUGUGGGGCCCCUUUCACAUUUGCUUUCUCUGUUUGAUUUUUUUUUUCUUCUUCUUUCCGUCGUGCAUGUCAGUUGGGUUUUUUUUUUCUCCCCAGGUCGUCAUUGUCGACCAUUGCUUCUUUUCCAUUGAUUGAUUGAUUGAGUCUUGUCUCUUUGUUUCUUUGCAAGAUUUACCACGGCUUCGCUCCAAUGUGCUUUCACAAGCCACAAACACAAAAUACAAACACUUUGAAAAAACGAAA